CGAGGUCGUUCGGUUCCUUUCUCCUCUUCUUUGCAGUGUCAGGCUAUGUGGUUCUUCAAUAAUUUACUACUUCUAGCCUUUAACAUUCGCACCAGUUUCUGCGUGUUGUCUCUCCUGGAUCAGAAUUGCAAGGCAUUUGAUCUUCAGUCCCACCGUGGUGGCAGAGGAGAAACUGUGGAAAGCAUCCUUCCCAGUUUUGCUUGGGGACUCAUCCAUGGCGCCAAAACCUUGGAGCUAGACAACGGCAUUACCAAGGAUGGGGCGGUUAUUGUCUGGCACGAUGAGAACAUCGCUGCAGAAAAGUGCCUGGAUACUGCGCCGGUGUUUGAUGGCGAUCCGGACUACCCUUACGUUGGGAAAUACAUUGCCAAUCUCACGCUUGCACAACUCAAAACCUUGGACUGCGGCUCGCAGAGGCUCGACGAUUUCCCCCAACAACUCGUUUAUCCGGGAACAAAAUUGUCUACCCUGGAAGAGUUGUUUGACUUUGUUGAAUGCGUGGAUACGGAGCAUGGAAUGCUCUUUAAUGUCGAAUCCAAGAUCGAUGCCGAUUACCCCUACCGAACACGUUCAGUUGACGACUUUGUGGAAUAUCAACACGCGGCUUUUGCCCAUAGCCCCUAUUUCUACUCUAUCACAUAUCAGAGUUUUGAUUGGAGAACACUCAUUGGCAUGAAGUCAAAGGACUCGACAGUGAGAACUGCUGCUCUUAUCUCUUCAGGGACAGCGGUUGGAGCAGAUAACAAUACAUCUGCGUGGUUAGCGGGCUUGAAUCUGGACUCCUUUGAAGGUGCGACACAGGGUGAAAGGGUUGCAAGGGCCGCUGAUGCCAUCGACGCUGACAUUCUUUCGCCAUGUGAUGCUUCUGACGACUCGCCUGUGGAAGACCCAAGCAAGGAUGGUUUCAUAUAUUUUACGACCGAAAAAAUGAUCGCGACAUCCCAUUCACUUGGUAGGGAGGUCAAACCUUGGACAGUUAACCGGUUGAACAUCGCUCAGCAACUGUUGGAAUGGGGUGUGGAUGGAGUAAUCACUGACUACACAUCUGCCAUGAAACGGUUUUUUGAACAGCAGGGAUAUGAAGUGCUACCUGGGUUUCCUCGGGAUAAGGUAUUUCAGUGUCUGGCUCGACAUAUCCAAACUACAUACUAGAUUACAACGAAACGUCAAUGAUUAUAGUUUUAUGC
Guyanagaster necrorhizus is the source of this 1187-nucleotide messenger RNA. Its product is annotated as PLC-like phosphodiesterase. NCBI's taxonomy places the organism in Eukaryota, Fungi, Basidiomycota, Agaricomycetes, Agaricales, Physalacriaceae. The record is from RefSeq and is a predicted model, not a curated record. Bases 46 to 1152 code for a protein of 368 amino acids. Gene Ontology annotation, molecular function: phosphoric diester hydrolase activity. The transcript has 9 exons. Gene Ontology annotation, biological process: lipid metabolic process.